ACCCAACCACAAGAAAUUGAUAGCUUCUUUACUUCAACUCUGCACACACAAACAAGAUGCCUAAGCCCACCAAUUCAAAGCUUCAAAUUGCCAUGUUCCCAUGGUUUGCUUAUGGCCAUAUGAUACCAUUCCUCCAACUUGCCAAUGAAUUUGCUAAGAGAGGUCACACCAUUUCCUUCUUACUCCCCAAGAAGACCCUCCAAAAAUUAGCUAACAACAAUCUUUACCCUCAUCUUAUAACCCUUCAUCCCCUCACUCUCCCACUUGUCCCUGGCCUGCCCCCCGGUGCCGAAACCACUGCCGAAAUAAAAGACUCUUUCAUCCUCACGAAAGCCAUGGACGGGACUAGGGACCAGGUCCGGGCGAUACUCGAGAAGCAAAAGCCCGACUUUGUUUUCUUUGACUUCGCUGAUUGGGUGAUGGACUUGGGCUCCGAGAUCGGGUUCAAAACCAUUUAUUACAAUGUGUUAAGUCCAACCAUAUCAGCACUUAAGCUAAUCACCUCUACUUGUCAUGAUAAGCCCAUUACAACGGCUUAUAUGAUGGAGCCUCCGCCAGGGUACCCUACUUCCAAAGUCUUGUUCAAAGAGCACGAGGCCCGAAAACUGGCAAAUUUCACAAAUGCCUUUUGGGAUAACACUCUGAGGUUGUUUGGCCGUAUCGCCUCAGGAAUGAAGAACUGUGAUUUAUUAGCAAUGAAAACCGUGAAGGAAUUGGAAGGGACUUACUGUGACUACUUUUCCACUCUAUAUAGAAAGCCCGUCCUCUAUACCGGCCCGGUCCUGCCCGAACCCAAAACAGAGCCAUUGGAAGCCAAAUUCAAUAACUGGCUCGAGAACUUCAGGCCUGGGUCUGUGAUUUUCUGUGCGCUUGGGAGCGAAUGGGUACUUGAGAAAGACCAAUUUCAGGAACUCCUUUUGGGGUUAGAAGAAACGCAGCUGCCAUUUCUUGUAGCCCUUAAGCCACCAAAAGGGACAAGCACAAUAGAAGAGGGCUUGCCAGAGGGGUUUCAAGAAAGGGUCCAAAACAGAGGGAUGGUUUGUGGUUGGGUCCCACAAGAUCUGAUUUUGGGGCACAAAUCAGUUGGGUGCUUUGUGAAUCACUGUGGGUAUGGGUCAAUGUGGGAGGGAUUGAUGAAUGACUGUCAGUUAGUGUAUGUGCCCAAUUUCUUUGACCAAUGUUUGAACACAAGGCUUAUGGUUGAAGAACUUGAAGUGGCUGUGGAGGUGGAGAGGGAUGGAAAUGGGGGGUUUUCAAAAGAGAGUGUUUGCAAGGCUGUUAAAUCAGUGAUGGAUGAUGAUAGUCAGAUUGGUUGCUUGGUAAGGGAGAAUCACAUGAAGUGGAAGGAGGUCUUGAACAAGCCUGGGUUCUUCACUAACUAUGUGGAAACUUUCAUCCAACAUUUGCAAGGAUUAUUAUUAGUCGAGUAAUAUCAUUGAGUUUAUUAUCUAAAAUAAAAUUUCCCAGAUGAGUAAUCCAUUUUUAUCUUCCCAGCCAUUUUACUUAAGUAUUUUUAAGUUUUUAAGUUUUAACGAUGGCCCAUGUCCUUAUUUGCUCAGAUAUAUUACUUGCAUUUAUUUCAUUCAAAUAAGUCAAAGUUGCUUAUUUUUAUAGUUUUAAUUGUUUUUUCUUGAAUAAAAACUACCGUAUGUCCAUGG
This is a messenger RNA of Cuscuta epithymum, 1658 nucleotides long. Lineage: Eukaryota; Viridiplantae; Streptophyta; Magnoliopsida; Solanales; Convolvulaceae. The record is from the annotation of a GenBank genome assembly.